This is a messenger RNA of Brachypodium distachyon (stiff brome), 429 nucleotides long. RefSeq names its product thioredoxin-like protein YLS8. Gene Ontology annotation, cellular component: U4/U6 x U5 tri-snRNP complex; spliceosomal complex; U5 snRNP. The transcript has a single exon. Bases 1 to 429 code for a protein of 142 amino acids. Gene Ontology annotation, biological process: mRNA splicing, via spliceosome. NCBI's taxonomy places the organism in Eukaryota, Viridiplantae, Streptophyta, Magnoliopsida, Poales, Poaceae. The record is from RefSeq and is a predicted model, not a curated record.
AUGUCGUACCUGCUGCCGCACCUGCACUCCGGAUGGGCGGUGGACCAGGCCAUCAUGGCCGAGAACGAGCGCCUCGUCAUGAUCCGCUUCGGCCACGAUUGGGAUGAGACCUGCAUGCAGAUGGACGAGGUGCUGGCAGGGGUGGCUGAGAAAAUAAAGAACUUCGCGGUAACCUACCUCGUUGACAUCACUGAGGUUCCCGACUUCAACACCCUGUACGAGCUCUAUGACCCAUCGACGGUGAUGUUCUUCUUCCGCAACAAGCACAUCAUGAUUGAUCUCGGGACGGGAAACAACAACAAGAUCAACUGGGCGAUGAAAGACAAGCAUGAUUUUGUUGACAUUGUAGAGACCGUCUACCGAGGAGCUCGUAAGGGUCGUGGUCUGGCGAUUGCUCCCAAGGAUUACUCCACCAAAUAUCGUUACUAA